Molecule: messenger RNA, 3472 nt
Organism: Pimephales promelas (fathead minnow)
Lineage: Eukaryota; Metazoa; Chordata; Actinopteri; Cypriniformes; Leuciscidae
Gene: limd2
Product: LIM domain containing 2
Source: RefSeq, a predicted model, not a curated record
AAAAAAAAGAAAAAAAAAGUGAGGUGGGGGGAAAGCACGUCAAGCUCUGCUCUCUAGCUAGACGGCUCGGCCGAUCAGAGCUUGUGCUGGUACAUUUCAUUUAGCUCAGCCGGAGAAGAAGAACAUCAUUUUUGACCACAGAUAAAUAGAUUUCAACCGACUCUUGAACACAGUGAGCGGAACAGACAUCAGAUCUCUCGUCUUCUCUCUCUUCAUCAGGCUGAUAAGGAAACCCAGAUGGACAACAGGAACACGUCUGAUGACAAGCCCGUUCAGCGUUCUAAGUCUUUCAGUUUCAAGACACAGAAAGAGACCUGUGCAUCAUGUGAGAAGACAGUGUAUCCGAUGGAAAGAUUGGUGGCCAACAACCUCAUCUUCCACGCCACAUGCUUCUGCUGCAAGCACUGCAACACCAAACUCAGUCUGGGAAGCUAUGCAGCACUGCAGGGGGAGUUUUACUGCAAACCACACUUCCAGCAGCUCUUCAAGAGUAAAGGGAACUACGACGAGGGGUUCGGACGCAAGCAGCAUAAGGAGCUCUGGGCCUCUAAGGAUGCAGAGAGCAUCACCAAGUCGGCAUAAUCCUCAGUGAUUUCCAAAACUCACCUCUCCCUCCACUGGCCAAUGAUGAUGACCCUUUAUUUACUCUGCCCACACACAAUAAAUACACACAUGCAUACACAUGUAGACACACUUGAGCCAGGCUCUUCAUGAUGUAACACAAUCACUGAUAUUUUACCAUGUCACAAAUAAUAUACCCCCCAACACCAAUUUUUAUUUAGCUGUCAUUUUGUGUCCAUUUCUUUUCAUCUAGUGUUGUGGAGUUAAGUUAGUUGAUUGUGACCAAAAUGUUUGUAUCCCCAUAGGUUGUUAGCAUCAUUACGAUCAAGUGUGGCAGUACUAGUAUUGUAUGUUUUGUCGUAAGAAUUGUUUCAAGAUGGUUUCGAUUAUACACUCAGGUAAUGAUUCUGUGGUGUUGUAUCAAAUUAUUCAUCAGUCUUUUAUGUUCAUAGUCGAAUUAAGUGCUUUUUUUUCUUCUUUUUUUAAUGAUUGAUGUGUCCUAGUACUGCGAUCUGUACUGUUUUCAGACUAUAUGGCCUAACAAUGUUCCUUACAAUGGGAAAACUGUCUUGUUUAUUUUUUAUUUUUUGCUUUGCUGGGACAGGACAUUUUGUGUGAAUCUACAGGGUACACUGUACUGUAAAGAACUCGCUUGAGUUUACAUCCCCCUCAUUCCUUUUCUUUAUCCUUCCUUUUCUUUUGGCAUUAAGAAUUAGUAGUACUUAACAGAUCCUGUAAGAUUGGCCUCUGCAAACUCUCUUCAAAUAAUAUCAUUAUUAUUAUUCUGAAGCAUUGAUAUCCUUAUCAAAUAUAAUUAUAAUCAUUAUAAAAGUAUUUGAGAUCAUAUUCCCUUUGCUUAAGAUUGACCAUUUUUAGUUCAUUUUAUAAAUUGAGACCUAGACUUUGCACAGUCUUAUGUGGUCUCUCUUUUUUGGCGGCCUCUAGUGUUUUGAAUGCUUUUCCUUAAACGUUAGUUGUUCUUUUAGAAACUCAAUGCUGUCUAGUGGUGUCUAUGCGCUCAUCAUAUCAAUCAUAGAUAAGCCGCUUAUAUCAUAUUUUAGUCAUUUUAGUGUUUUUCUGCGAACUGCACAUUCGAACAUUCACAUCUUUUAUUUGUGUUGUUGCUCAGUGAUUUCUUGCAUAGGCAUUUGUACAUAAGUACCACUAAGCAGAGUGAAUGUACUGUGAUGCACUGUACUGUACUUAUGCCUUGCUGCAUGGGACCAAGCUUGUUUGACAAAUUAAGAUAUUCACAGGGAACUAGGUCUCAGAGGAAAUGACAUUUAUGAUGUUUCGCACCAUUGCCUUUCCCCCCCUUACACCACUUCCUGUCAUCACAUAGUUGUUGGCUUUUUCCUGUAGGUUUCUCUGUGACAUGGUUUGCUAGGACUUUGAGUACAUACGUAAACGUGUGGCUCCUAAGUAUUGCUCAGGAUUAUAGAUGGGUCACAAUGAUCCAACAGCGUCACCCCUAUUGUUCAUUGUUAAAAGCUGUUGUUCAAUUGAACGCUGUUCACUAAAUAAAUCAUUUUUACACUCGAAAUUGUUACACAGUUAGGGUUUGAGCAGGAAUUGGAGUGAUAUACAUCCAAAUGAAGACUUCCAUCCUAGGUUUUAUUUGCACAUGUCAGCGUGAAACUGCAACUCUGCAUCUUGUGAAUUGUCACUGUGGCCAUAUGCUGUGACCUCUCCUGUGGUUCGUGUAUUUGUGUACAAAUAUCAUCGAUGCCAUAAUGUAGUUUCUUUUAAUGAACGAAAUGCCUCUGUAUUUCAGUACUUUUGCUUUUUUUUUUUUUUUUUUUUUUUUGUGUAACAAACAGUUAGGCUAUUCGGAUGUCUGUAUAUGUUAAAUUCCUUGCGGAAGUGGUCUUUGAGAUUUGCCCUUCAUUUUAGUCCAUGAUAGUAGCUUGUUGUGUUUGCAAGUGUCUUGUCUGCCUUCCAGUGCAAUGGCCUUUUGUCUGUACAUUUGACAUGCGCCGUUUAGACUUGUUAAGCCAUUGAAAAUCAUCCAAAUAUUUUCAACAACUUGAAAGCCACAAAAGUCCCUGUGUAUUUAUAUAUUAAUGGUUACUGUGAAAUUGAAAUGCAUUGCGAGGUUUAGAGGAAUUAUUGAAAGCUGUGGGCAUGAACAGAAAUAAUAUUUUCAUAUUAAGCCUUACUUCAGUUUGUUUCAAAUCCAUCAUAUUAAGAACAAAGUUUUUUUUCAGCUUCCUUUGAGUUCAUUUCCCAAAAAUCUUCAGCUUUUUUUUUUUUUUAAUUUCUCACUCUUAACUAAAUGUUACACCAAAUGUAAAUGAUUUGGACUUCUUUACUGUCAUUAUCUUUUCUGUCCAAAUGUGAUUUUAUUUUUGGAAUAAGCUUUCCAAAGGCAUAAAUCACUGUGUUUGCCCCAACUGUUAGUUGUGAUUGCACACAGUGCGCCGUGGUACAAAUGACACAAUAUCCUGCAAACACUUACUGUCUUUUAUAAGCUACAGAACAAACAGGAAAAGGUACACUCUUUGUGCUUUUCUGAUGGAUUUGUAGUUAUUGAAAUGUGUGAGUGUGUCUUUGUAAGUGUAUUGAUAGUUAAGGUUGCUAAAGAAUAUUUUUUAAAUGCAUGCAUUGAGUGAGAGGAGAUAAGUGUACGCAAAGUGUAUUACUCUAUAUCUAAAACUUGAUCAGUGGAACAAGGUGGCCUUAAAGCAGAAGGAGGUCUUGGCUCUUUACUUGUUUCUUUUGUCCCAUCAGGUUUAUUUUCAUAAACCUUGGUACUUUUAUCAGCCCCGCAGUUCAACUGCUACAAUAAAAUGUGAUUUUUCUUUUUCAUUUCCCACAGACUUGUCUUGUCCUUUUUCUCCUCCUUUAUUUCUCAUUUUUGUACACGCUUUUGUACACACAAAUAAAUAAAAGAUAUGCUGGUGUUGAUCAA